Fusarium subglutinans is the source of this 1155-nucleotide messenger RNA. RefSeq lists its product as uncharacterized. Lineage: Eukaryota; Fungi; Ascomycota; Sordariomycetes; Hypocreales; Nectriaceae. Bases 1 to 1155 code for a protein of 384 amino acids. The transcript has 3 exons. The record is from RefSeq and is a predicted model, not a curated record.
AUGGCUUUCGCAUCACCUUGGGAAUCUAUGCUGGCUCAGGCUGGCCUUGAUGGUCUUCGAUUUGCUCAAGGAAUACCCGCGAUACAAGCAAAUGCAGUCUUUGCGGCUGCUGGAGGGCAAUUCCCAGAUCUUGUUCGGAGACUUGAGGUCUUCAAGCAGCAGAUCGCUACUCAAGAUGCCUUUCUCCGCUCUGGUGUCAAGGAGAACCUGUCAAUGUCCAUCAACCGACUGGAGGUGGCACUCCUUCAGCUGUACAAGCUUGCCGUCUUCAUCCGUGGGGAGUCUGGUGGUAACGACAUGCAGAAGAUGGCCAUCCUUGAGCAGUGCUCUCGAGCCUUUUCAGACUGUCAAGCUGCCUCUCAGGCGGGCUUCGAUCAGGUGAACAGCAUUUAUACACAAGCCGUGUCUUUGCAUGCGGAAGAACUCCAGCAGCUGCAGCGAGAGAUCGAGCGUGCGUCAGAGCAAACUAAGAUGGACUGGGAGAACGGCCAGCGUCAGUUGGAGCAAUAUCAGCAAGAUGUUGAAAGAUAUUCCCGCCAGAUGGAGGAUGCUUCCAACGCUCUCAGUCAAGCGCACGCCAACGUGCCUGAUGUCGGCAACGAUAUUGGGAGGGCGUUCAUGUUUUUGCCGCCUGCUCAGGCUGCGAUGGAAGUUAAUCAGCAGAGAAUUGAAGAAGCCAGAAACAGAUUGAACGGUGCGCAGUACCAAUUGCAGAAUGCCCAUAAUUCUCGCAUACAGUUUAUGAACCAACAGAACGAACUCAACAUCAGGCGUGCCGCUAUUGACCAAGUGGCGCAGCAGCUUCCUGUUCUCCAGGCGACCGCUGAUGCGCUCAGCAAGCAAUCGGCUGCACUCCUGGCUGGGUUCGCUGAGCUCAGGGAGAAAGCCACACAGUUAGCACUCCUCAUGGACGAGAUGAGGAACGGAGCCAGGGACACAGGUGCUCAAUCGUGGGAUAAGGAUAGGUUUGCUGAGGGCAUUCUCAGACUUUGCCAGAUGGCACUCAUUGAUGGUCGUGUUUGUGACGAAGUCGAGACCAUCACCAACGAGAUUUCUAGUGGAUACUCUGGCCAGGCACCAAGCAGUGUUGCUGGCCUCUUGGCUGAGGUUGGACAGCUAGCUAGGAAUGUAGCUCAGAAGAGCAUUUCUGGGUAG